Molecule: messenger RNA, 447 nt
Organism: Mytilinidion resinicola
Lineage: Eukaryota; Fungi; Ascomycota; Dothideomycetes; Mytilinidiales; Mytilinidiaceae
Product: ankyrin
Exons: 2
Coding region: 1-447 (148 amino acids)
Cellular component (GO): cytoplasm; nucleus
Molecular function (GO): protein binding
Source: RefSeq, a predicted model, not a curated record
AUGUAUUAUCCAUCCGGUACCGAGUCGAUAUAUUCUAGGGAACCACUACUGUGGGCUGCAGCGAAUGGGCACACGAUGACGAUGAGCUUUCUGCUUAGAUCAGCAGAAUUCGACGCCAACUCUAAGCGUUAUGAUCUAGAAAGGUCGCUGCUGCUAGCCGCAGCAAAUGGACACGACACGAUUGUGAAAAUGCUAUUUGACAGAGCCGAUCUUGACCCAAGAGAUUCGCACGGCCGAACACCGCUAUGGGCGGCUGUAGCAAGGCACGAUGCCAUGAUCAGCCUACUACUCGAUACAGGCAAGGCCGAUAUCAACUCACCCGACAACGAAGGUCUUACACCGCUAUCAGUAGCUAUAAUGAAUGGCAGAGAGUCGACAAUCAAGCUGCUACUCGACCGUGGAGCAAACAUCGAAUUAGCGAACAAACCAGUGAUGUUAAUAGACUAG